GUAAAGGAAUGGUCAGUUCACGUGCUAGCUGCGGAUAUGGCUGCAGUACCGCUAACAUCAGCUGUGCCAGCACUCGUUCGUAUCGCGAUACGCGACGUUAACGAUGAGCCUCCGCAGUUUAUCAAGGAAUCAUUCAAUGCGAUACUCACACUACCCACAGUCAAUGGCGUUGUGGUAGCAAAAGUGCCAGCAUACGAUGUUGAUACAGUUGGUCGAUUGCGUUUCGCCAUCAAAUCGAAUGAGGCCAGAAGUUUGUUCAGAAUUGAUGAAUUCGAAGGUGUGGUUCGCGUCAAUAUGAACCAUUCAACAGAUUUCACUAAGAAACAAUACAACAUUCCAUUGGUUGUUUCCGACGGUGUUCAUUCGGAUUCAGCCUCGCUCAUAGUGACAAUUCGUAAUGCAACAACAAAUGCGGAUUCGUUCCAUUUUCUGCAGAGCGAGUAUCGCGUUUCAUUGAGAGAGAACCAAUCCUCCGCAAUCCCCCAACCCUUACUCACAGUCACUGCAGUCGAUCCAAGUGUUGAUGAAGCCGUCAUGUAUCGCAUUCUGAAUCCUCGCGCCGAAUUCGUUAUCGGUGCGGGGUCGGGUGUGAUCAGUUGGACUGGUGUUAUGCUUGAUCGUGAGAUGACACCAACCAUCAAACUCGUUGUGCAGAGAGACCUUAUAGUAUUUAAUCUUAUUGCGGGUACUAGUGAAAUGAAUGGAGCCGGCUUAAAAGGUCACCUUUGUCCUCUGACAAAUGUUCGCUGA
Molecule: messenger RNA, 750 nt
Organism: Anisakis simplex (herring worm)
Lineage: Eukaryota; Metazoa; Nematoda; Chromadorea; Rhabditida; Anisakidae
Source: the annotation of a GenBank genome assembly